AUGCGAUCGACAGGGUUCAUAACUUUUCUAACAAUCGCUGUUGCUUAUACUUCUUCUCAAGCCAUUCAACAAGAGGCUUUGGCGAAGAUUUUCAAAUAUGCUGCCCCCGGACCUGUCAAAGCUGUAGGUUUUUCCCCUUCAGAAACUUUUCCUAUAUUCUUUAGCUUCAUAUAGAUUGAACUAGAAAGAAAAAUAAUGCUUUUCAUUCAGCUAACGACAAAUCUCAACAAGAAAAAGACGGCGGCCGAGCAGAAGACGGUAUUGAACAAGUGGAUCCCCAAGAACUUUGUAGGGUUCCGAAUAUUUGACCCUCGAGGAAGAUUUAAAUCUUCAGAAGGCCGCCGGAGCCACCGUCGCCAAGGGAGACAAACUGGGUAAUCAGACCUACGUGAAGCAAAAGGCGGUCGCUUUUAUCGAUUAUCGAUUCUCGCUCAAGAAGUUCAUGAACUACAUGUACAACAACGCGGUCAAGGACAAGUAUAUGACGACCGCUGAAGCGAAUAAGGUUCUUUUCAAUGUUUUCAUAGUGUUUCAAGUUCUAUUUGUUUCAAUAUUUUCCUUUCCUUAAUUUGCCUCAUUUGUCAUUUUUUGAAAUCCUGAUGUCUCUCUUUACUAACCGACAUUGAAAUAUAGCUGAUUCACGGCUGGCAUGAGCCAUCGAAAAAAUGGUCCUGGCACGAUAAUGCACGAGAUAGCGCCUAGAUCGUGGAGAGCGCAGACAGGCCACGCCCCCUUAGCGUCCCAAGCUAACCGUGAAUCAGCUAUAAUAGAAUUUAUUACCCUCUCGAUAAACCAUGAAAAAAUGUAGUUUACAGCAGAAUCGCUCCAUGAAACUAUGCAUAAUUUGAUCAAAUCCUUGAAAAUUCGAGAAUUCUUUUCUUUUAAUUGACAAAUUUCCAUUUAUAAAAUCAAAACUAAUUAUCAUUUCAAAACGAUUUAGCCUUUGUUUGAAACGUACAACAAUCGAGAUCGCAGGAAAGAAAAUGAAAUUAAUUUUUCUAUUGCCGUGUUCGACGUGAUUCCGCGAAUUUCGAAAUAGCCGUCAGAGAAAGAAAAAAAUAACUGAAUUUUGGAGAGUCAGAGAUAAUUUUGAUUUUUUUUUAUACCCAAAAAGCUUCAAAAAGUAGCACGCAAAUAAGAGAGAAUCCUGUAGUCUGUUCAGAUUUUAAAUGUCAAGCCGUCGCUCAAGCUCCGCCCAUAAUUACGCGAUAAACCAAUAAGAGAGCGAGCCAUCCACAGAGCGUUUCGGAAUGUCGUCAUUGUAUUUGAAAUUCCAAUUUUGAACAGACUACUAGAAAAAAUUCUAGUGGCCGCUAUAGAGGCUUACCAAGGACUACUUGGAAGGGACAAUAAAGUGGCCACUAAACCCACCUCUAUAGUGGCCACUAUUUUCCGUUUCAGUGGCCACUUCAGUAGUUUUGCAUCCAGUAUUCCUUCCAGUAACUCUGAUAAUUAAAAAAAACAGAUUGGGCCAGUUAUGUUGAUCCAUUGACCCCUAAAGUGGCCACUAAAAUUUAUUGAGGUCUAGUAGUAGCACUUAAACCUCUAUAGUAGCCACUAGCUUUUAAACCCUCAAGUGGCCACUAAUUUGACUACUAUAGUGACCACUAAAAAGUCAAAACCCUAUAGUGGCCACUAAAAAUUCUCAGUAUAUAGUCGAUUCACGGCUAACUUGGGAGGGGGCGUGGCCUGUCUGCGCUCUCCACCAACCAGGCACUGUCUCCUUUUUUCCUGUCAGGACUCAUUUUUCGAUGGCUCAAGCCAGCCGUCGAUCAGCUAUAACCAAAGAAGCAAAGAUUUCGUGGCGAAUGAACACAAAAAUCACCAAAAAAUAAAGCUUACUUUAAGAUGCGCGCUUUUUUCUGGAAAGCCGACGCCGAGUCUCACAACGAUUACUCGGCUACCGUCCAGGCUGCCACCUCAAAUGCGGCUCGAAUUGUUUCAGUUCAUUGAUUUUUCCAUUGAUUAUGAUGUUCAGACUGGCAAAUCGGACAUUUUGGAACACUACCAAGCCUGGUCGUUCGCUUUCAAGAGGGCGAAUCCCAAGGACUAUGCGAAUCUCGCCUGGAGCCUUUGA
Molecule: messenger RNA, 2077 nt
Organism: Caenorhabditis auriculariae
Lineage: Eukaryota; Metazoa; Nematoda; Chromadorea; Rhabditida; Rhabditidae
Source: the annotation of a GenBank genome assembly